Guillardia theta CCMP2712 is the source of this 291-nucleotide messenger RNA. RefSeq lists its product as hypothetical. Bases 1 to 291 code for a protein of 96 amino acids. The transcript has a single exon. Lineage: Eukaryota; Cryptophyceae; Pyrenomonadales; Geminigeraceae. The record is from RefSeq and is a predicted model, not a curated record.
AUGAGCCGGCUGACCGCGCAGGAGAAGCUCGACAUCGUCUGCCUCUACUACUCCGCCCCGGCCGCGACCAAGCACCGACGGACAAUCCAGCAGCAGGACCUGUCGAGGAAGUACUGCAAGAGCCGGGCGGCGAUCUGCAAGGUGCUGAGGCCGGAGUACGCGAGGGGGGUCAUGGCGACGGCUCAAGGGCUCAUGGUCAAGAACCACAACGAGAUCCUCGACAACAUCGCACAGGAAGAGCGUCGCAAGCACAAGGCCUUGCGCCGAGGGCCAAGCGAGGCGACUGGCUGA